CAUUACAAGACUGUGAUGUUCAGUGAUGUUUGAUGAUGUUAAAAUUAUUAUUUGAAAUAUUAUUUUAGAAUGUCAGCUAAAACGGCACACAUAUCUGAUACACUUAGGAUUCUCCAUUUGCCACAAGAAUUGUCUGAUGAUCGGCGAAAUGAAUUGUUUAAAAAAUAUGGUGCCAUAAAAACACGAACACUAAGACCUUCCAAGAAGUAUACUGUAACAUUUGCAAAGUUUCCAUCUCAACAAGCAGCUACAGAGGCAUUAUUACGUUUACACCAAUUAAAUGUAACAGGACAAUAUUUGACAGUAGAAUAUGCAAAAAAAUCUAUAACAGCAGAAAACACAGAAAAUGAAAUUCCAAAAGAUGAAAUUACAAAAGAAGAAAACAAGAAGGAUUCAAAGAAUAAAUCUAAUUUUCAAGUUUUUUUACAAAAAUUAAAUAGUUGGACUAUGAAUCAUGUUUUGACACAACCACCUCCACCAAACAUAUAUUAUAAAUAUUCAGCACCAACAAAGAGUAUAUUAAUAAGAAUAGCUAUACAAUUAUUUAAAGAACCAGCUUUUUACACACAGGUUUUACACUUAAUGAACAAAAUGAAUUUGCCACCCCCUUUCGAAGAACUAGAAACAGAAUUUCCAAUGCUUAAGGAAGUUUAUAACAUGCAAAAAUAUACAGAUAUAUUUGGCAAUGACAGCUUAUUUAAUAAGAAAACUGAAGCUAGUUCUGAUAAAGAUGUGGAAGAAGAGGAAUCUGAAAUAGAGUCAAACGAGGAAGAUAAUGCAAUGCAGUCUGCAGAAAUUAUUCCUGUAAAAAGAAAACGUCUGCAAUCUACAAAGCGUUUAAAGAUUCCAAAAUUUGUUAACCCUGCUAAACAAAUUGCACCUACAAGUUCUACACAAAAGAUUGUAAAACCAGAAGAUAUGUUUGAACAAGUGCAACGAACAGAAACAAAAAAUCUUAAAAUUGAAUUAAAAACAAUAGAUUCAUUACUGGAUACUUCAAAUAAGGAAGAUAAUGCUGUUAUGAAAAGUGACACAGAUGGUGGUUUCGGCUUAAUGUUUCCACUUCCUAAAGAUUCUGAAAUUAUUGAAAAGGAAAACACUGAAGAUAUUCAACAAAAUGUGAUUACAUCCAAAGAACUAACAGAUAAUAAAAUUUCAGCGAAUGAUCAAAGACUACUUCCAGUUUUUAAAAAUUAUCAUCCUGGAAAGCCAUCAAACCGUUUGUACAUAAAAAAUCUUGCGAAGCAAGUUGAAAAAAAGGAUCUACAUUUUAUUUAUCGAAAAUUUGUGGUACCUGAUUUAAAAACAGAGUUUGAAUACCAUAUUCGACUUAUGCAAGAAGGCAGAAUGAAGGGUCAAGCAUUUAUUACAUUACAAAAUAUAGAUCAAGCACAAUUAGCUCUGGAUCAAACAAAUGGUUACAUUUUAAAAGACAAACCGAUGGUUGUGCAAUUUGCUAAAGCAGUAAAAAGUUAG
Molecule: messenger RNA, 1476 nt
Organism: Dufourea novaeangliae
Lineage: Eukaryota; Metazoa; Arthropoda; Insecta; Hymenoptera; Halictidae
Product: RNA-binding protein 40
Exons: 6
Coding region: 70-1476 (468 amino acids)
Biological process (GO): mRNA splicing, via spliceosome
Cellular component (GO): U12-type spliceosomal complex
Molecular function (GO): pre-mRNA intronic binding; U12 snRNA binding; protein binding
Source: RefSeq, a predicted model, not a curated record